Molecule: messenger RNA, 1767 nt
Organism: Solanum stenotomum
Lineage: Eukaryota; Viridiplantae; Streptophyta; Magnoliopsida; Solanales; Solanaceae
Exons: 2
Coding region: 51-842 (263 amino acids)
Source: RefSeq, a predicted model, not a curated record
GCCCUUUACGACCCCUAUUUGUUAAGCGGGCUGACCGUUAGUGGGAACAGAUGGACUCUGAUCGCCAAUUGGAUAACUGUGCCGCCGUCUGCUUCCUAGCCGGCGAUUAUGCCGAUGGCCACCAACAAGAUAGACGGAAAAUCUGCUCGAACUGUGAUAGGCCAGUAAAAGUUUGUUUAUGCAACAUAAUCCCAUCGGAGCCGAUAACCAUUGUUACUCGAAUCGUAAUUCUUCACCACCCUCACGAGCAGCGCCACAAGCUUGCUACGGUUCCUGUUCUAUCCAAGUGCCUCGACAAUUGCGAUGUUAUUGUUGGACGGAGAUUACGCUACGGUGUUUGCGACAUUCUCGAUUCUCUCCAUGAUGAUGCUCUUCGAAACCCUAAUUUCACCAGCAGAGCUAUUUAUCUAUUUCCUGGCGCUGAUACUUCACCAUCUCAGGAAAUCAACCAUUGGAAGUCCUCUAAAAAUACUGUAGAGAUGACUAAUUAUGUCUUGAUUGCUUUUGAUGGAACUUGGAAGCAUGCCCGAGAGAUGAUGCGAGCAAGCUUAUCUUUUCUGUCCAAGUUUGCUGUUCAGGUUCACUUAGACUAUGAUAUUGGCAAUGACGGUGGGACGAUCUUCAAUUCUGAUUUAAUUCUUAGGAAGGAACCGUUUAGUGGGUGCAUGAGUACCAUGGAGGCAGUAGCGCAUUGCUUACGGAUCCUUGAGCCUAAUGGAAUCAGUAUAGAGUCAAAUUUGAUAGAGGUUUUAAGAAGUAUGGUUAAGUUUCAGGCUUCUUUCCUCAAGCCUAUGAAGCCUAGGCCAAAGUUGAUAAAGGGAGGACGAGAGGGAAAAAUAUAAUUGCUCUGUUCCAUUUUCUGUGUUUUUAAAGCAACAUUUAGCACAAGGAUAGCCUCAAAACUCUUUUGAUUAUCACAUGCCAGACUGAUCAAGCCAUCAGCCUGUACAUGAUACUUAUCCAAAUUUCACAGGUUUCAACUUUCAAUUCAUAUAUAUUACUGAUGCUUAUUGUGAAAUUCUAUAUCCCGAUUGAGUAAUAGGCAUGGCGCCGAGGUGCUUUGAUGAGAUUAUCUUAAUUCUUCAGUUGCUGAAAACUUUGUCAGGCGGUGGCUUUGAUGGAUUGGGGUAUAUGGCAGUAUCCUCUUAUGCUGAAGCAAGUAAAGCUUGAGAUUAACCAAGGACAUUCAAGAUUGUCAUAUGUUGAGUUCCUUACUGUAUCUCAGAGUAAUCUGAAAUCAAUUGCCGGUCAUUUACACCCAUUUUAUAGAGAUUGCCAUAAAAUGUUUGGGCAACGAAAAUUCUUGUGAACAUUUUCAUGAUCAGUAUAUGAUAUCUACAUAUGGAACCUCGUGUGGUUGUGAAAGGAUUAAAUACUUUUGUAGUACCACAUGAUUAUGCAGCAGUUGUCUCUAAUGCUGUUUUGCUCCGGCUGCAAUGACAUCUGUUUGAGGUCAAAUUUCUGUAAUGUCAGCUUGGGAAAUCUGAAGCUGUGGCUUGGAUUCCUUUGAUAAGCACUUGGAUGCAGCUACGGAACUUACAAGACAUACCUAGCACAGCUUGCUGCUUAGUUUUCUCAUAUAUUCAGGUAGUUGGCUGAUGUUCUUCAAUCUAGACAUGCCACAAGUUCUAGCAGUAGAACCAAAUCGCUGUCUAGUCUUUGAAGUUUUUACUUUAUUUGCUUCAAAUUGGACAAAGAGGAUGUAAAAAAGAUUAAUGAGAUUGUUGUCCUCACAUGAACUUUAAAGUUGGUUGUCAGAGUACAUUU